Molecule: messenger RNA, 3323 nt
Organism: Prunus mume (Japanese apricot)
Lineage: Eukaryota; Viridiplantae; Streptophyta; Magnoliopsida; Rosales; Rosaceae
Product: leucine-rich repeat transmembrane protein kinase family protein
Biological process (GO): protein phosphorylation
Molecular function (GO): receptor serine/threonine kinase binding; protein kinase activity; ATP binding
Source: RefSeq, a predicted model, not a curated record
UCCCGCAAAUUUCCAUUUCCCCAAAACCACACAAAACUAACACAAACAUCUCUGUGUCAUUCUCUUUUACCUUAAAUCCCUCUAUAUUUUAAGCCAUCUACUCUCAUUCUAUGCUCUCUGGCUACCUUCUUUCUUCUGUCUCCUCCUCCCCCUGAAAUCACAUAAAUUAUAUACAAAAUCUACCUCACGUGCCUUCUUUGGUAAUAGAAAAUUGAAGUGACAAAGAGUCUUUACUUUGGCACACAGCUGAAAUGACCAGGUAUGGCAGCACCACCUCGCUUCUCUCCUAUUUUUAUUUCUUCUUCUCCUUGUUUUUCUGCCCUAUGGUGUUUUCUCAACUAUCCUCAAACCAAAAAACCACUAUGAUCAAUCUCUCCAAGAGUCUAAAUGUCACUAGUAUUUCAUGGGAUAUCAACAAAGAGCCAAACCCAUGUUUGUGGAAAGGAGUUAGCUGCAAUUCCCCUUCCUAUUCAUCUGUUAUCAAAAUUUCCUUAUCUGGGGUUUUUCCAUCUUCCUCAGAUUUUCUGCCCCUUGUUUGCCAGAUUGAGUCCUUGCAGAAUCUUGAUGUUUCAGGCAAUCGUCUGAGCAAAAUCCCAUCUAAGUUUCUCUCAGAUUGUGGAAAACUUCAUGAGCUAAAGCUACUCAAUUUUAGCUAUAACAAUUUGGAGGGUUCUUUGCCUCUAUUUGUUGGUUUUGCUGGGUUGGAGUUCUUAGACUUGUCUCAUAAUAGGUUGAGUGGAGCCAUUGAUUUAGAGUUAGAUGGGUUAGUUGGGCUCAGAAGUUUGAACCUUAGCUUGAACAAUUUCACUGGCUCUGUUCCUACCCGUCUUGGAAAAUCCAAGGUCUUGAAGGAGCUUCAGCUUUCUAUGAAUAAGUUUCAUGGCAUAAUCCCUGUUGAUAUUGUGGGCUACCGCAAUUUGACUCUGAUUGAUUUUAGUGCAAAUAAAAUUUCUGGGUCCGUUCCUGGUGCAAUUGGAGAGCUCUCCAAGUUGGAGGUUUUGAUUCUGUCGUCCAAUGAUUUAUCUGGUGAAAUCCCACAAAGCCUUUCCAAAAUCACAAGCCUUACCCGUUUUGCUGCAAAUUCUAACAAAUUCAAUGGUUCAAUUCCUGCGGGAAUUACAGAAUAUCUGAGAAAUUUGGACCUAAGCUAUAAUACCUUAAGUGGGUCGAUUCCAUCGGACCUUUUGUCUCCAUUGAAUCUGCAGACUGUGGAUUUGUCCAAUAAUAGGUUAAACGGAUCGAUACCGACAGCUCUAUCUCAGAGCUUGGUCAGACUGAGAUUGGGAAGCAAUUCACUCAAUGGGAAGAUCCCUUCUGCAAAAAUUGCAAUGAAUCAAAAGUUGACAUACUUGGAGAUGGAAAACAAUAGCUUGAAUGGAACGAUUCCUCCUGAAUUGGGUUCUUGCCAGAGUUUGGCACUGUUGAAUUUGGCUCAGAAUCAGCUGUCUGGGGCUUUGCCAGUGGAGUUGGGUAACCUUGGCCAUCUUCAAGUCUUGAGACUUCAAUUUAACAAGUUGGCUGGUGAAAUCCCAAUUCAAAUUACUCAAUUGUCGAAUUUGUCGAUUCUAAAUAUCAGCUGGAAUUCUCUGAAUGGUUCAAUACCACCUUCGGUUGCAAGCUUGAAGAAUCUCGUUAACAUGAAUUUACAAGGCAACAAUCUCAGUGGUUCGAUACCGGAAAAUAUUGUCUCCAUGACUUCUCUGAUGGAACUCCAACUUGGACAAAAUCACUUGAGCGGUGACAUUCCAAGCAUGCCAAUUACUUUGCAGAUUGCUUUGAAUCUCAGCAGCAAUCUUUUCAAAGGACCGAUUCCGAUAACUCUUUCCAGGCUCACGGGAUUAGAAAUUCUGGAUCUCUCAAAUAACAAAUUCUCUGGUGGGAUACCCGCAUUUUUGACGCAAUUGGGAGCCUUGACGCAGUUGUUACUUUCCAACAAUCAGCUAUCUGGAGAAAUUCCAAAAUUUAAUUCUUUGGUCCUCGUCAACGCAAGUGGAAAUGAGGGUUUGACUAACUUUACGACACCAAGCACGUCACCACCGGAAUCGAAAAAGAAGGGAAAACCAAUUGCACUGACAAUUGUUCUUGCAGUUGUAGCAGCUGUUUUUGCUGUUGGAGGGAUCACCAUCAUUGCUAUAUCACUAUCACGACAAACCACAAUCAGGGUUAACGAUGAACAACCACAAUCAGCGGAAGAUCCUUCUGUUCCUGAGGUCCUCCAAGGCAAUCUCUUAACUGCAAAUGGUAUUCACAGAUCAAAUAUCGAUUUCACUAAAGCAAUGGAAGCAGUUUCUGACCAGUCAAACAUUGUGCUGAAGACUAGGUUUUCAACUUACUACAAAGCCAUCAUGCCGUCUGGAUCAAGCUACUUUGUCAAGAAGCUUAACUGGAGUGACAAGAUAUUUCAAUUGGGCAGCCAUGAUAGAUUCGCAAACGAUUUAGAGGUCUUUGGGAAACUUAGCAAUUCCAAUGUCAUGACUCCUUUGGCAUAUGUUUUGACUGUUGACAGUGCGUAUCUCUUCUAUGAAUUUGCUUCAAAAGGAACCCUUUGUGAUGUUCUUCGCGGUAGCUCAGGUGAUGACAUGGACUGGGCAAGCAGAUACAGUGUUGCGGUUGGAGUAGCUCAAGGUCUUGCGUUUCUUCAUGGGUGCACCCCACAUCCAAUACUGCUCCUCGACCUGUCAAGCCGAAGCAUUUUGCUGAAGUCCCUCAAGGAGCCUCUGAUUGGAGAAGCUGAGCUCUGUAAGGUGAUUGAUCCCUCAAAGAGCACUGGAAGCCUUUCUACUAUUGCUGGUUCUGUUGGCUACAUUCCUCCAGAGUAUGCAUACACUAUGCGGGUAACAAUGGCCGGGAACGUCUAUAGCUUUGGGGUCAUUCUGCUGGAAUUGCUGACCGGAAAACCAGCAGUUAGUGAGGGGGUUGAGUUGGCCAAGUGGGUCUUAAAUAACUCAUUGCAGCAAGAAAAAUGGGAUCACCUUCUUGAUUACAGUAUCAGCAGGACAUCAACUGCCGUCCGAAGCCAGAUGCUUGCGGUCCUGAAAAUCGCUCUUGCUUGUGUUAAUGUAUCACCAGAAGCAAGGCCGAGAAUGAAGAUUGUUCUUAGGAUGCUGCUGAACGCAAGAUAAGCGCCGUGAGAGAAAAGUCAGUAUUAAACAGCAAUUUCAUGCCUAAGAUGAAACCCGAGUUUUGGUGUGUUCCUACUACUACUAGAAUAUUAGUAGUGCCAUGAUGUUGUGAAAAGCUUAUGUGCAACUAUAGAAGUAAAAUGUAUGUAAAAUAUAGAAAAAUUAUUUACUGAACUGAAAUAAAUUUAUGCUUUCCCACUU